CCGCGUCACCGAGUCAGCUCGGUCCCGCCAGGCGGAGGACGCGCCUGGGAGCGAGGGCGCGCGAGGUGCCCGGACCCCAGAGGAGGCGAAACCUCUCUCCAGAAAUGCCUUUGAAAAGCGAAGAGCAGGACGGCCUUUCCGCCAAGGACUCGGUCGAAGGCGGCGUCCAGUCUCGUCCGUCCAGCAUCCACCUGGAGCACGAAGAGGAGGCGGGCGCUGACCUCAAGCCGCUGGAGACGGACGAGCCGCGCAGCCCUCGUCCCAGGAUCUGCUUGGAGCCUCGGGAGAGACGCAGUGCCAGCCUCGGGCAGGCUGUCCUCAGGAGGCUGCGGAAGAGCUGCCAGUGCAGUCAGGCCAAAGCCAAAAACAAGAUCCUGGGUUUCUUUCCUGUGUUGCGAUGGCUCCCAAAGUACAACCUGAAGAAGAACCUCUUGGGAGACGCCAUGUCCGGCCUGAUCGUGGGCAUCUUGCUGGUGCCGCAGUCCAUCGCCUACUCCCUCCUGGCCGCCCAGGAGCCCGUCUACGGCCUGUACACCUCCUUCUUUGCCAGCAUCAUCUACUUUCUCCUGGGGACGUCCCGGCACAUCUCUGUGGGCAUCUUCGGAGUGCUGUGCCUCAUGAUCGGUGAAGUGGUCGACCGGGAACUAGCCAGAGCCGGCUAUGACGCGGCCCACGCCCCUGCCGCCCUAGGCGUGCUUUCCAACGGGAGCUCGGCGUUCAAUCAGACGGCAGACAAGACCUGCGACAAAAAUUGCUACGCCAUCGCCGUUGGCAGCACUGUGACCUUCAUGGCCGGAGUCUAUCAGGUGGCCAUGGGCUUCUUCCAGGUGGGCUUCGUGUCCGUCUACCUCUCGGACGCCUUGCUGAGCGGCUUUGUCACCGGCGCCUCGUUCACUAUCCUCACGUCGCAGGCCAAGUACCUCCUCGGCCUCCGGCUUCCUCGGAGUCACGGCCCCGGCUCCCUCGUCACCACCUGGAGCCACAUCUUCAGGAACAUCCAUCAGACCAACCUCUGUGACCUCCUCACCAGCCUCUUGUGCCUUUUGGUUCUUCUGCCCACCAAGGAGCUUAACGAGCGCUUCAAGUCCAAGCUUAAGGCACCCAUUCCCACGGAACUCUUCGUGGUCGUGGCGGCCACCUUGGCGUCGCAUUUCGGGAGGCUGCACGACAGGUACGGCACCAGCAUCGCCGGGCCCAUUCCCACCGGCUUCCUGCCGCCCCGCGCGCCGGACUGGAGCCUCGUCCCCAGGGUGGCGGCGGACGCCGUGGCCAUCUCCGUCAUCGGCUUCGCCAUCACCGUGUCCCUCUCCGAGAUGUUCGCCAAGAAGCACGGCUACGCGGUCCGCGCCAACCAGGAGAUGUACGCCAUCGGCUUCUGCAACAUCAUCCCCUCCUUCUUCCACUGCUUCACCACCAGCGCCGCGCUGGCGAAGACGCUGGUCAAGGAAUCCACGGGCUGCCAGACGCAGGUCUCGGGGGUGGUGACGGCGCUGGUCCUGUCGCUGGUCCUCUUGGUGGUGGCGCCCUUGUUCUACUCCCUGCAGAAGAGCGUGCUCGGGGUGAUCACGAUUGUGAACCUCCGAGGGGCCCUGCUCAAGUUCAAGGACCUGCCCGCCAUGUGGCGGGUCAGCCGGAUGGACACGGUGAUCUGGUGGGUCACCAUGCUGUCCUCGGCGCUCAUCAGCACCGAGCUGGGCCUGCUCAUCGGUUGUUUCUCCAUGUUUUGUGUCAUCCUUCGCACUCAGAAGCCCCAGGCCUCGCUGCUCGGCUGGGUGGAGGGGUCCGAAACCUUUGAAUCCACGGCUGCCUACAGGGGCCUCCAGGCCAAGCCCGGCGUCAAGGUGUUCCGCUUCGCGGCCCCGCUCUACUACAUAAACAAAGAGUACUUCAAAUCCGCCUUGUACAAGUCCACCCUCAACCCGGUCUUCGCGAAGGCGGCUCAGAAGAAGGCCGCCAAGAGAAAGAGGAGAAAGGGGGUGGCAGCCCGGGGCGGGGCCCAGGACGACGUGGCCGUGCAGCUCUCCCCCGACCCCCCGGAGCUGCACACGCUGGUGGUUGACUGCAGCGCGGUGCAGUUUGUGGACACGGCGGGGAUCCAGACGCUGAGAGAGGUGCGCAGGGACUACGAAGCCGUCGGCGUCCGGGUGCUGCUGGCUCAGUGCAACCCGUCUGUGAGGGCGUCCCUGGCCCAGGGAGAGUACUGCCGGGAGGAAGAGGAAAACCUUCUUUUUCACAGUGUCUUUGAAGCCGUGAGUUUUGCAGAAGCCGUGGAAAAUCAGAAAGGAGUGAGUGUUCCCAAUGGGCUGAGUUUUUCCAGCGGCUGACUGAGCACGUCCGUCGCCCGAGGACGCCGCCCGGCCGUGGGGACAGGGGCAGGCGUGCCGCAUCGUCUGCCGUGCCACGGGGACGUGGUGAAGUGGCAGCCUCUGGGCUGGACGGUGUUCUCCCUUUGAGGCUGGUGGCCUUCUCGUCCCACACAGCAGCAGAGCUUUUAUUAGUCAGGCGGAAUCAGAAAGAGGAAAAGACUGGUUUCUAGCUUUCUUGUGCAUAUAAGGUAUCCUUGCAACUAAGCCCGUAACCAUUGACUUGAACUGCACAGCAGCCCCCAGACCUAACAACGCCCACCCCGUCUUGGGGGCUGUGUCUCUGGACGCUUCCUUCCUCAGGGGGUCAGGCGUCAAAGCUGGCGUUGAGGGGAGCGUGCUGGGGUCUCUUUCCCACGGCUCCUUGGGGCGGGGGCGGGGGCGGGGGGGGGGGCAGAAGGGAAGUAGAAGAGCGUCCUGUCUGCUCUCGACACAGCAGGUCCACGGGCUUCUGCAGCGCAAAGAAGCGAUGAGCCGAGCCUGCUGUCCCCCUCCGUUGCCUGCCUUGGCCGCCCAGGUGGCUGCGGCAUCUCUGGCUUUUCACAGGGAAACACGGCUGCCGUCAGGCAGCCUUGGCAGGCGUCUGAGGGGCGAGCAGGCUGCGGGGUCCCCGCGGUCGGCCCCGCUCCAGACGGCACCUCUCAGCAGCGCGUUCCACGCUGUUGUCGUGCCUUUGUGCAUCGGGGACGCAGGGAGGAAGCGCUUCCUAAGCAGCCAGACCCUGAGAUCUCGCCUGUCCUCGCGCCAUCCGGCCCCGUCUGUCACUUGCUGCGCGUUUCUCUGCCGAGAAGCGGGGUUCGCUGGCGGUCGUUUGAGCGCGUGUCCCCUGCAGUCUGUGCUAACCUGCUGCGUCUGAUGGCCCGCGAGUGACAGGUUUGCCGGAGAAACGGCGCAGUGCUGACGCAGCCGUCUCAGGCAGCCUUUUCACCGAGCUUGAGGCGAAGCGUUCAGGCAGGUUGCGAAAAGCCGCGAUGGACGGCUUCCCCUAAGCGUUGGUUUGUUCAGCGGUAACGCGCGUGUCCUUCCCACGGCCCUGCCGCCAAGAGGGUCAGCUGGCCCUCGAGGGUCUCCCCACGUCUGCGACCCUGCCGCCCGUCCUUGCUCCGUAAGAAGGGCGGGUCCGUCCCGUCCAGUGGAGCAGCACGCGCCGGAGCCGGAGCGCCCUCCGGGUCACGGCAGCCCUGAGUUGGGGCUGUUUCGGUGGAGGCGAGGCUGGUGCUUCCUGCCACGAGCCCUUCUCACAUACAGUGAAUUCCGAUGACCGCGGUAGCUCUUCCUUCUCGGGCCUCCCAGCCAGCACGUGAGAGCAUUUAGAAACCUCCCUCCCUACAAGCCACGUUCCCAGGGCGUGUUAUUUACGAGAGCUGGUGCCGGGUUGUGGCCCAGGGACCGUUCCUUUUGAAGAGCAAGGAGGCCUGACUGCGAAAGCUUCCAGUUCUGUCUCUGGAGCUGGACGGGCGAGGGAGAAAGACGGGUUUUCCGGAGUUCAGCUUAAGUGAGGUUGAGGCAUUGAGCCCCUCCGCCUUACCCAGGCAAAGUGAAAACUGUGACCGUGCAGAGUCAUUUCGAAUCCGCUCCGACAUCCUAAACAGGUUAAAUGUUCCUGAGAAACAAACCCUGGGCGUAAGGCGUCUGUCGGACGCACCGGGACCUUUCAGCAUCCCACCUGCCUUGUGGCUCCAUGCACUGCAGCGUCGCUUUUCUGCGGGUGGAGCUCGGCCCCCCGUUGACACGGGAAGGCCUUGCUGUUGGGAGGACGGCGGUUUCCCGGGCGCUAAAGGGCCGUCUUGGCGGUGAUGGAGCCCUUGGCUAGAUGUCAUGGUGCCCUUUUAGGACUUAAGGCGGGAUUUCAGAAAGGUUAGCUGCUCUCCGUGGGUUUGUGUUUUGCUUGUUGUUCGUGGUCAGCGUUUCCGCCUUCUCUGCAGUCCCGGGAGUGUCACAGUCACAUCAGAGCGUCCUGGUUGUCAUUCAUGUGCCAUCCCUCUUGUCCCGUCCCCCCCGCCCCCCCCGAGCAGGCGGGUGCCCACAUCUGAGGCCGUCUGGCAGAGUGACGAGCAGGUGUUAGGAUGAUCCCAUGAUGUAGCAAAUACUGUUGCAGCCAAGACAGAAAGAAAAGGCCAAAGACUUUGGAAAGGCUCUUAGAAGGAGAGUGACUUGGUUUGACCUUUCCCUGACAUUUCUGUCCGUCCCUGGUGUAAACUGUUCUGGAGCCGUACGCAGUCGGCAGGUUCCUGGCUUGUUCUUCUACCCAGACAAGUGCAUACGGGAUUCUGCUUUGGAAAGCUGUUUGUAAGACUUUCGAAGAUUUCCCAAUUUAAACCUCACCUCUGCUUGGUUUGACGUCUGCCUGUACUUACCUGUUAAGAUGUUUUAACUGCUGGUGUUUAAAGGAAUCAAACAGGAGGCCAGAGCCUAAGGCACCCGCGACACCCAUGUCUCCGCCCGUUUUCUUGCUCAAGGAUGUAGACUGGGUUCAACACGGGAUGGUGUACACGCGUGAUGGGUACAGAGACCUCUUGCCCGCGCUGAACUGGCGUCUAAGUGCAGCACGUUCUCAGCACUUGCGAUAAUGCAAAACAGUGGCCACGCUGCUGGUGUGAUUGGAAUGGAAGUGCACUCGUGACGGGUAAAGCUCGGAGAAGCAGUGGCGCGGGAUGCGCCUGGGGCUGAGGCGGCGAAGGCUGAGGUUCCGAGGCCGUGCGAAGACCCUCUCCGAGCCACGGAGGGGGAGCAGAGAGGGACCCAGCUGAAUGGGGUCCAGCCGCUGGUCGGCCCCACACCUCAGUUUGAGAGCAAGGUCCCAACUGGAUUCUGAUUCUAGAAGAGGGGGUGCAGGUUGACCAGAGCUGGAAGAGGCGGGGCGCACUGGUACCCAAGGCUGGUGCCGAAGCCGAAGACCCCCCACCUUCUCCAGAGCCCUAGACAGUGACUCUAGCCCCUGACGGUGGUAGGGCUGGCAGGUGUCUAGCUGGCUUUUUUUUCUUUUCUUUUCUUCCCUAAGGAGUGAAGGAAAAGGAGAUUUGGCACCGUCUGUCUUGGCUCUUAAGCAUUAGGAGACACCGAAGCCAGGCUUUGUUGGCAGAUUUACAGCCUGAGCUUGAACCUGGCAGGGUCUGCGGUGAGGUCCUGGGGCUUUUCUCACGGGGUGGCCACGUUUGAACAGGAAUGGUGAUGCUCUCAGCUGGCGUGGCCGUCCUGGCGCAGCGGAGGCGAGUCUGACUCGUAUCCAUGCGGGGUAUCAGCCGAGUAGCGUGUCUCAGAAGCACAGUGCCUGGGCGAGAGCCCCGGUCUGGGUAGGAAAGGGAGAGAAGGCCGUCGUGCAUCCCGGGGGCGUCACGGGAGCCUGGACGUCGGCAGGAUGAAUGCAGCGGGCUCCGUGGUCCUCGUCGGCGUCCUCCGUCACUUGCUUUCCUCUCCGUCUUGCUGUGCACGAGCCGUGCCUUCAAUGUGCCGACACCUGCUGGGGACCGGCGCGGCCGUCUAGGGCCUGGCCGGGUGCCGGGCCUGCAGCGCUAAAGCCAGCAGGUGGGCCGAGGGUCGCCCUGCUCGUAACGCCCGCGGGCACGUGGAGCUCCUUUCGGGAGGGGCUGAGCUGAGCCUGGGUGGAGGUCUGAGAGGGAGGCAGGCCGCUGAGGCCCAGCGGCAGGCACGGGUGCCCUGGUCCGGGUCUGCUCAGGGAGGGCUCGCAGGCGGCGGGAUGAGAGCCCGAGCCGUGGGACUCGGACUUGGCUUAAUUUUUCUGUUCUUUAGUGCUUCAUUUUUUUUUCUUCUCCUGUUUGAUCCGUUCUCAUGAUGCCUUAUUUGAAACUGGGCUUUAAGAACUGCAAAAAGGGAGCAAACUGGAUCUAGAAAGCUUUAAAGCUCUGAAUGCACUUGCCUUUUUUUUUUGUAUAAGAAUUUUAGAUAAUCAUGAAUCAUUCCUUUGAGUGCUAAGAACGAAAAGGAAAAUUAUAAUGCAGUAGGCCAAAAUAAUAGGCCAGCUGAUUUGGUUAGCAUCGCUAUUACUAAGGUAAAAGACGGAGUUCCCGUCGUGGCUCAGUGGUAACGAACCCGACUAGUAUCCAUGAGGACGUGGGUUCGAUCCCUGGGUUAAGGAUCCGGCGUUGCCGUGAGCCGUAGUGUAGGUCGGAGACCUGGCUCGGAUCUGGCGUUGUUGUGGUUGUAGGCCGGCAGCUGCAGCUCUGAUUCGAACGCUGGCCCGGGAACUUCCUGCAGCAAAAGUGAAAUAGUGCUGAAAUACUAUAAGUAUACAAUUUUAGUGUUUUUUUUUUUUUUUUUAAUGUUAGUUACUUUAGAAAUGGAGAAUUUAGACAUAGGAGUAGGCAAAUUAUUUUUAUAAGAUCAUUUUUAUCCUGACAAGGACAAUUUUUUAAAGUGUUUGGCACCUGAAAAUAAAUCGUUAGGAGAAUUAGAGAAGCACAUAUCAAAUGGUGGUUUUUUUUCGGUGUGUGUUUUAGUCUUUUCUUGGCGUGUGAGACAGGGAGGCGUGUGGAUGGAGAGAGCUGGCCAAGGAAGGGCACUGAUGCCUUCCUGGAGAUGCCCUGCUGUACAUCUGCUCUGGAAUCUGUAUAACUUUCUUGGACUUGAAUUAUGGCUCUGAAAUUGGCUGAAGAAUUACGAUCGUAUUAAAAAUACCAAUAGGAGAAUUUCUAACGGAGGGCUUUUUACUUGGCAAACGAACAGCUGGCUUCAGCCAGAGAGGAUUUUUAGCAGCAAUUUUAAGAAGCUCCUUUUAGGGAGGUUCUCCGACGCCACCUCUCCGGUCCGUAAAGUAAUGAGUCGCUUGGAAUGAAACCCUCUUGCCUUGUCAGCUCACAUCCGUUGGAAGUUCCUGGUUGAGUUCUGACACUGCCAUGAUUUGUCAAAAAUUAGUGUGCACGAAUCAGUGUGUAUAAAACUUCCUUUUUGGGUCUCCUUUGCCGUUUCUCAUAUAAGCCCAGGCGAUACCAGCGUGACAGGUGAAGGAACCUAAAAUCCCAGCCUAAGGACACUGCCUUUCUUCGUAGUUAUUCAAGGCUGAUGACUUUGUGGAAUUUGUCUUAUACCACGUAUGUCUUUUUUAAUUAAAGAAAGUGCCUUGAUGCAAUUCCGCUGAAAUCGCGUCUGGCCCCCUGUGGAGUGAGGGUGGGUUCCGGACGGAUUUUGCAGCCUCCGUUGCAGGAGAGGGCAGUCAGUCAGAGGCAGGCCCUGUUCUUCUGAUCUCUGUUGGUGAUGUUUAUCUCAUAAGAUCCUGUAUGUAUUGAGAUUCAGAGAUGUCAUUUCAUUUGUCUGCUAAUAAAUUGUUGCGUUCGUAAAA
Molecule: messenger RNA, 7659 nt
Organism: Sus scrofa (pig)
Lineage: Eukaryota; Metazoa; Chordata; Mammalia; Artiodactyla; Suidae
Gene: SLC26A2
Product: solute carrier family 26 member 2
Biological process (GO): sulfate transmembrane transport
Cellular component (GO): membrane
Molecular function (GO): secondary active sulfate transmembrane transporter activity
Source: RefSeq, a predicted model, not a curated record